UGCUGCCAAGUGCGUCCCCAGUGCCCGUACGGCCCCGCUCCGGCUCGCAGCUCAGUCCGGAGAGGUGCGGGGGUACGGGUGGGGUACCCCGCCGCCCCUCACCGUCGUGUCCGGGCUCCUCCGUGCCACAGGGACAGGGAGGAGGAUGCGGAGGAUCGGUAGCGGCGAGGAGAAGGGCUGCGUGUUGCUUAACGGCACUUAGGAGCGGGGGGAGAUGGCCCCGCUGCUGUCCCUGGGGCUGGUGGCCCUGCUCGGCAUGGCCCGGGCGUGCCCCGAGCCCUGCGCUUGCGUGGACAAGUACGCCCACCAGUUCGCAGACUGCGCCUACAAGGACCUUCAAGUGGUGCCCACGGGCUUGCCCUCCAAUGUGACCACCCUCAGCCUUUCGGCCAACAAGAUCACCUCGCUGCAGCGGCGUUCCUUCGUGGAAGUGACCCAAGUCACCUCCCUCUGGUUGGCGCACAAUGAGAUCCGUUCCAUUGAGCCCGGUACCUUCGCUGUCCUCGUGCAGCUGAAAAACCUUGACAUCAGCCACAACCAGAUUGUGGAUUUUCCCUGGCAGGACCUCUACAACCUCAGCGCUCUCCAGCUGCUCAAGAUGAACAAUAACCACAUGGCCCUGGUGCCUCAGGGGGCUUUCCACACCCUGAAGGACCUCCGGUCUCUACGCAUCAACAACAACAAGUUCACCGCCCUUGCAGAGGGUAUCUUUGACUCACUCACGUCCCUCUCCCACCUGCAGAUCUACAACAACCCCUUCAACUGCUCCUGCAAGCUCCAGUGGCUGAAGAAGUGGAUGGACAGCACGCUCAUCUCCAUCCCCGAAAAGGACUCCAUCACUUGUGCCGUCCCAGAGCAGCUCCGAGGAGUGCCGGUGGGGAAGAUCCCGGACGUGCAGUGCGCCUCACCCACCGUGCAGCUCACCUAUUAUCCCAACCUGGACACCACGGAGCUCUUUGACGGCUUCACCCUGACGCUGCACUGUGCAGUGACAGGCACCCCGCCGCCCGAAGUGAGCUGGAAGAUCCGCACCUCCAGCCAAACCCUGGAGCUGAGCGGGAGCCCGAAGGAGAGCGCUGGGAAGGAUCUCCCCAAACAGGACCCUGAGCGCUUCUUGGUCUUCAAGAAUGGCACGUUGGUAAUUCCUCACCUGAGCAAGCGGGAAGAAGGCACCUACACCUGCCUGGCUGCCAAUGAAAUGGGGAGGAACCAGACCUCGGUCAACGUGGUUGUGGCAGGUACCCAGAAAUACCCGCUGCAGCCUGGGAGAGACCCACUGGGGGGUAAAGCACAACCAGGUGACAAGAAGCCUGGGGCCAAGGGAGCAAAGAACAGUGUGCUCAUGCCAGAUGAGAGGAACAAACCGCUCGGUCCCACCCGGCAGAGCCAACCAUCCUUGGUGGCUGGGACGGAGUCCACAGGAGAUGAGCAAGUCCCUUUCCAGCUUCCACCCUUUGAGAAGAAAUGUGGCUCCACGCAAACCAGCAAGUACAUUUCCAACCAUGCCUUCAACCAGAGCGGUGACUUCAAGCAGCACACCUUUGACCUGGGGGUGAUCGCCUUAGAUGUUUCAGAGCGUGAUGCCCGGGUGCAGCUCACGCCCACCUAUAUGCAGCCUGAGAAAGUCCAUCUCAGGAUGCUCUACCUGUGCCAGGAGAGCAGCCAGGGCCAUGCCUUGGUCCAGUGGUCCAAGAUCGAGGAAGGGGUGAACUCGUACUGGUUCCAGGGCUUGAACCCUGGCACCAACUACUCCGUGUGUCUCACCUACCUGGGGGAGGACUGCCAGGUUCAAGUGGUGUUCACCACCAAAAAAGAGAUCCCUUCGCUUAUCAUCAUCGUGGUUGUGAGCAUCUUCUUGCUGGUGCUGGCCACCUUACCCCUUAUGGGUGCCACAUGGUGUCACCUCCUCUCCAAGUACCAAGGGAAGACCUACAAGCUCAUUAUGAAGGCCCAGAACCCGGACCAGAUGGAGAAGCACAUGGCUGCCGACUUUGACCCCCGUGCCUCCUACCUGGAGUCUGAGAAGAACUACAAUCCCAGUGAGGUGGGGGAAGCAGAUGUAGAGGAAGAAGAUGAGGAGGAGGAGGAGGACGAUGAAGGCAGCAGGCAGCGGAGAAGGAGAGAUGCUGAAGAGGCUUUGGAGCUGGAGCGAGAGGAGAGCGUGGCAGCCAGCUCCAUGGUGGAGUCGCAAUCCAAAGCCAACGGUGAGGAGUUCGAGGUCCGCUCCGAGUACAGCGACAAGCUGCCGCUGGGUGCGGAGGCCGUCACCAUCUCCCAGGAGAUCAACGGCAACUACCGGCAGCGCCCUCGCUGAGCCCCCCUGCAUCCCCUCUGCACCCCCUCCCUGUUCCCCACCUCCCCCCGGCCCUCCCUCUGCCUCCCAGGGCACCGCCACUGCUUUUCCACCGAAGCAUCCUCAGCGAUGCCCACCUGACCUUCCUCCUCCUCUUCCUCCUCCCUCAGGUGGCAGGUCCCGAGGGAAGGGACUUGGCCCCGGGGAUGCUCGAUGCGGGCGGGAUGUUUCUCCCCGGAUUUCGUUGCCGUUCUGUUACUGGCCGGCUGUGCUCCGGGCUCGGCGGCGACAUCGCAACGAUUCCCGGUCCCCCGCUCGCCUCUGCCCUCCGCUCUCUCCGUAUUUUCUUUUCCCUUAAAGGAGAGAAACGAAAAAAAUGAGGAAAAAUGGGUAAAAGAAGAAAAAAAAAACAACGAUAUCCUAAAACCUUUUUUUUUUUUUUUUUCCUGGAAACGUUUCAGUCCGCGGCGGGUCCGAUCCCGCCGCUCCCUCGGUUCCCGGUGAGUCCCUCCCGCUCCCCGGUGCGGUCCUGCCGCUCCCCGGUCCCACCCCGCCGAGCUCCGGUCCGACUCCGCCGGGCUGCGGUGCGAACCCCGCGGCAGCCCGGUGCCGGCCCCACCUCUCCUCGGCGUUAUCCUCCCGCACCCGUUCCCGGUGGGUCCCGGGGUUCCGCGGUCCCUGCGGUGCUCUCCGUUCCUCGGUGGGUUCCAUGGCCUCCCGGUGCGCUCCCCGGUGCUCUCCCCGCCGCACCGUUCAGCGCCCGGCAGGGCUGGGCAGCUUCCCCCUUCCCGGUCCCAUCCCGUCCCUCCCCGGCCCGGCGGGGCCCCUCGAUGUGUGUUGGGUAGAGUAGCCUUGUAGCAAAGUGUCUGUGCCGUAGAUGCGCCCGUGAUACAGGCGGCUGGAGGGGCCCGAUCCCGGGAGGCGAAGGGUCGCCCCCCACCCCUCAUUCCGGUCUCUGGGAGCCCCGGGGCUGGUGAGAGCCGCGGGCGCCUUCCUGCGAGCUUCUGUUUGUGAAAAGAGUCAAUAAAAGGGAUUGAAAGUGGA
Columba livia (rock pigeon) is the source of this 3337-nucleotide messenger RNA. RefSeq names its product immunoglobulin superfamily containing leucine rich repeat 2 (gene ISLR2). Bases 215 to 2314 code for a protein of 699 amino acids. Gene Ontology annotation, molecular function: protein binding. The record is from RefSeq and is a predicted model, not a curated record. NCBI's taxonomy places the organism in Eukaryota, Metazoa, Chordata, Aves, Columbiformes, Columbidae. The transcript has 3 exons. Gene Ontology annotation, cellular component: extracellular matrix.